AUGCCCAAAUUCUACCCAUCGAUCUCUCCGGAACUUCGCGACUGGGCCUUGAACCAGAAGGUGUUUUUCACGGCAUCUGCUCCUCUCCGUGGCCGCCAUAUCAACAUCUCACCCAAAGGUCUACCAGACGCAUCAUUUGCCAUACUGGGACCGAACGAGGCGGCAUACGUGGAUGCCACGGGCUCUGGUAGUGAGACCAUUAGUCACGUCCGCGAAAAUGGCCGAAUCACCAUCCUCUUCUGCUCUUUCGAUGCAGCUCCCCGCAUUUUGCGCUUCUUCUGUACUGGCUCUGUGAUUGAAUGGAGCGAUUCUGACUUUGGGCCAUAUCUUGAGCGUAUGGGAGGGAAGACGCUGUUGGGAGCGCGAGCCAUUAUUCGAUUGGACGUUUUCAAGGUACAAACCUCAUGUGGAUAUGGUGUUCCCCAGCUAUCAUUAGCUUUCGAUGAGGAAACAAACAAGCCAAAGCCGUACUUCAAAGAUCGAGAUACUUUGGGCAGCUGGGCAAGAAAGAAGGUGGAAGGUGAUGAAUUGCGUGCCUAUCAGAAAGAAUGGAACAGCCACAGUUUGGAUGGGCUGCCUAGCCUGCGAACAGCGUUGCAGGACAAGGGCCAGAGUGUGCAUCUGGCUAAGUUGAGCAAUUGGACUCGCUAUUAUCGGGAUGAGAUUGAAUUGGUGAAAACAUCUGCUCUGUUGCUAUUUGUUGCAAUGGCUAUUCUCCAGUGGGCUGGAUAUGUUAGUUUUUAUUCGACCCAUUAG
Molecule: messenger RNA, 756 nt
Organism: Aspergillus nidulans FGSC A4
Lineage: Eukaryota; Fungi; Ascomycota; Eurotiomycetes; Eurotiales; Aspergillaceae
Product: pyridoxamine 5'-phosphate oxidase family protein
Exons: 2
Coding region: 1-756 (251 amino acids)
Source: RefSeq, a predicted model, not a curated record